AACAACCCAAGGAUACGUCUAAAGAGCUUUUUUCUCCAUCAUACCAUGCACUUUUUUCUAAGGAAUAUCCUAAAGUUAAUAAUGGACAUUAAAACAUCGCUAACUUAAGGGAAAUAUCGCAUGGAGUGAUUUCAUUCAAAUACUUUUCAUUUGAUUGAACGGCGAUUCAAGAUUCACUUCUAAUCGUUGGAUUUCUCGAAGAACACAAAAAAAUCGAUGCGAGCCGCAUGAAGUCAGUGCAUGUGAAGUGCAUGAAAUCACUUCACGUGAGAGGAGAAGGUUGAGGGUUUUUACACGAAAUAAAGUUUCGUUACAUUUUCCGGAAGUAGCUAUUUUUCUAUGGAUCGGAUGAAAAGCUGUGGUAGGACAUUGAGAUUUCUUUGCGCUUCCAUAUAAAGAAUCAUACAAGCUACUCUGAAACAACAGACAGUCAACGGUGUAUGAUGACCAACGUUCAUAUAAGUCCUCGUUUUAAGGGUCAUUCGGUGCAUAAGGAGUUUUUAAGCGUCGACCGUCCUUCGCCCGAAGGCGCUGGCUCUUCAUCAUGCGAUUCCCAUACAGCACCAUGGACAGGGUUCACUCCUUCACAUCCUACACCCUUCACGCACUCUCUCCUCCGGUCAAAAUUGACCAAGGAAUCGUUAAAUGGAUGCGGAGAAUACAACUCCAUCAGAUCCAUUGGGACGCAAAGACACACGGGACAUUUAUGCAAAAAGUGCGUCUCUUAUUUCAACAUCUUCAGAGGGGAAGCGUUCAAGCAAAUAAUUGACGGAAACCUUUCUACCAAAGAUCCCAGUCUCCCCAUUCAUCUUUAUGAGAGCAUGAAAGCACCUGCUGGUGCUUUAGAAGCCUGGAGCAACGUAGAUGGACGCUGUAGCGUCUGCUCCACUCACUUUAGCCAGCUGAAGCAGGAGGCCAUCCGCACGAUCCUCACCCAAGACCGGGCCAUAUGGACCACUUCUUCUACUGCCAACAUCUCAUCCACAGGCUUAGGCUCACAAACUCUCCCCAGAACCUCAAGCCACCGACCCGCUGCGUCAAAACCCCAUCAGAGGUCCUGCAAUGAAGCACCGGAUUUCUGGAUUAGAGACCGUCAACAUUUGGAGGCCAUGUUGCAAAUGUCCUCAUGCAAUGGAAUUAAUUCAGCUUCUCAAAAGACUUCCCAGAGUCCUUUGCAUGCACAAAUGGAGCCUGAGAAGGAGAGCAUGACUUCGUCGACCCUAUGCAACUACAAUUCUUCACAGCCAUCCAGAGCUUCCAGCAUGUCUUCCCUUCUCCCUGCGGGAACCUCAGCUGCCGUCUCUUUCUUUGUCAAGGCAGUACAAAAGCUGAAUGUGAUGGUUAGGAGAGGGAGGCAGUAUUCAGAGAGUGGUGCCUUCCAAAAUACAACAAACUUCAGUAGUCUACUGCAGAAGUCCUUUCCUCCCACUCCAGCCAAUUUCUUCCAAUCUGCCAGUAAGAGCAAGGAACCACCUGUGAUGGGGAAGGUCAAAGUGAUGCUGCGAGUCUGUCCGGUAUCUGCCUCAGACGCCUCACAGCCCCACUGUGUCAAACUGGACCAGCGAAAGAAACAGAUCACAGUGUUGAAUGUAGCCACACACAACACAACUUAUACACAAUCCACUGGCACUGCGUUCUCACCAAAAUCCUUCACCUUCGAUGCCGCAUUUGGCCACGAUUCAACCCAGGCUGAAAUUUGUGAAAGCAGCUUGUGUGACCUGCUACAUUGUGUGCUUGCUGGGGCUGAUGGCUGCAUUUUAAGCUUUGGACAAACCAAUGCGGGAAUGACUUACACGAUGUUUGGCCAUGAUGGUUGCGUUCAAACCCUUGGAGUCAUUCCUUGUGCUAUCUCUUGGCUUUUCAAGCUCAUUAACAGGAAGAAAGACAAGACAUGGGCUAACAUCUCGGUUUCAGUCACAGCUGUAGAGGUCUGUGGAGAAAACAAUGCCAUCAGGGAUUUACUCUCUGAUGUUGAUGCAGGCAAAGAGAAUUAUAAGCAAGACGCUUACCUCAUAGAGGACCCCAUCUACGGCAUACAGCUUUGCAACCACAGUGUGUUAAAUGCUCCGACUCCAGAAAUAGCUGCUUCCCUAUUAGAUGCAGCUAUUGCGUCGCGUAACAGUGGGAUGGUGAACAGUGGAGGAACACCGGGACACCGCUGUCACAUGUUUUUUACCCUUCAUGUCCGCCAGCAGCACAUCGGGGGUAGCACCAAAUCUGGGAUGAAUGUGGAUCAAAGCAAGUUGAGCCUGGUCGCUUUAGGAAGCUGUGUGGGGGAAAGGGAUUCUGGGGUCUGUCUUGCAGAUCUCGGAAACAUAAUCAUCGCUAAGCUCACAAGACAUAAACAUGUCCCAAAUAAGGGAAAUAAAUUGGCAAUGCUACUACAAGACUGUCUGAGCAACAUCAACUGCACCACCACAAUUAUUGCCCAUAUAUCCACCUCAUCUGAAGACCUCACAGAGACCCUCUGUACAAUGCAGACUGCGUCUCGCAUCCGAAGGCUACAAAAGAGGACCAGGAAAUCUUCUUCAAGCUCCCCUGGAGGAGGAAGUUCAGGAAAUGAGAGAAAACCUCAUAAUACCACCAGGCUGAGAACCUUUCAAUCCACUGGAACACUGGAUCAGGAUCUGUCCUCUCCCAGUUUCUUUGGUGAGCCUGGAGUUCGUCCUGGGAGUGCUAAGUCAUUUGAAUCUGUCAUAGAUCAUCCAGGCCUCCUGAAUAAAGAGGUGUCAGACAGAAGCGGGGAGGUUUGGCCUAUUAUUCCAUCUUCACUCAAGAGCAAGUUAGAGUCAAAAAAGCGUUCUCUGAUGAAGCUUUGCGAUAUAUCCCCACCACUCGCAUAUCGCAUGAAACAGCUAUCAAUAGAAAAGGAUAAGGAAGAGUCAGUGCCAACAUUAUUGCAAGACAGAUCUGAGUUUGAGUGUCUGAAGUGCAACACGUUUGCGGAACUCCAGAAUCGACUAGGAAAUAUAGACGUAGAUAAAGAAAGAAGAGGGUUGGUUGGAAUGGAUCCAUGCAAAGAUCAAGCAGCGAACACUGUGAGCAAAGCACCUCAAUUAAGCCAAGCCGAGAACUAUAAAUCUAUUUCGACAGAUGUUCAGACAUCUAAUAAAUCUGAUAAUACAAGACAGGGAAGCUCUCCAAAGAGAUUUCCUGUCAUUCAAAACAGUGAGGAAAUAAAAAGUGCAGUCAAUUCUCUGGUUGUUCAGACAUGUUCCCCGCAGUUAGAUGCCGUCAAGCAGUGUGACCACAUGAUCCAUGACCUGUCCUCCAGUAGAUCUAAGCCUAAUAUUGAAAAAACUGAAAUUUCACUGCCUCUGAGAUUAGAAGAGGAAAGUAUGCAAUCGCACGAUUCCACGAUUCAACCUGGGACACGAAUUUCUCCUGCUGGCAAGAGUGCACCAAGAUCUGGAUCCUCUUCUUCAUCCUCUUCAUCCCUGUCUAACGGUUUAGGCUCUCCACAUACUGUUGCUUCUGUGAAUGAAAACAUUCCACACUGUAUGUUAAAACAUCAACGAGAGAUGAAGGCCACCAUUACUGUUACAGUUCAGCAGCCACUGGAUCUCAACGGACAGGAUGAGCUUGUGUAUAGUGUGGUUGAAGAAGUAACAAUAAAUGGGACCAACGAGAACGGAAAGGCAAAAAUAUUGAGCGUUCGUGAUUCACCCUCACUCCAAUCUUUGACAUCAGGAAGUCGGCCUGUAAGGAUUAUUGGCAGUGUGGGUCAAGAACAUACAACAAGUUUUCUUAAUUCAGGCACUAAAGAGCAAACUUCAGAGACCGAAUUUGCUUUGGAGUCAUCUGAUGUAACUUUUCAGAAAAAAGCAUUCGUGCAACCCACAUCAGUCAGUACUAAUGUUGACAAUGUGAGGGUUGAAUCAAAAGAGCCGCCGCAAUGUGAUGCUUGGUCAGAUGUUCCUCUCACUGAAGAAGUAAGGGAUAUGGCUAAGGCUGGCCCUAGCUGUAACCAUCCAAAGCACUAUGAGAUCUCAAAAUCCAGACAGUAUGAUUGUGACAUUAUAAAAGAGCAGAGCUCUGUGAUGUCCAACUUUAAGGAUGCCCCACAACUGCACAUGAACACAGAACACAAAAAUCCACCUAGUCCAAGAGAAACACUUGAGAGGACGCAAUAUAUAAUGGUCAAACAAAGGAGUAAAGAUAACGCACCCCUCCCAUCUACAUAUAAGAAUAGUCCCAAUGCAAAACAGAAUAAAGAAGAAUCCAGAAUGUCCAGAAGUACAAUGCUUAAUCAAUGGCAGUCUUUGGAAACAGAAAAUGAGACCACAAAAGCUCCUCAUGAGGACAGCAGCAAGUUAUUUAAUGCUAGAUUGAAAGCAUUAUCCAGCAGGAGCCAUACUUUGGAUCUGAGCACAAGUGGGACUCCUUUGAGUUUACCGGGAAGCUUAGAGGGUAUUUGUACCUCACCAAGAUUCAAGAACAAGCGAGAGACGGGUCGAAUCAAUAUCCCAACUCAUUCAUGCAGUAUGGAUGAUGCAGCUAAUUUCAAAGAAGAGUUUGAGAACUUUGUAAUAGGUCGAGCUAGUCAAAGUUUCGGGAGGGUUCCAACAUUCUUCCCUAUGCAUGACGUUGAUGCAAACGACACGACUCAAUGCAAAAUCGUUAGGUCCAAGGCAUCAUAUGCUAAUAAAUCAAUGUCAAGUUCAAAGAUCCAAAGGAUGUCUGACAGCAGUCCCAUGAAUUCAACCCAAAAUCUAUCCUCCAAAUCGAAUGGUUAUUCAAUGAACAAAACAACAAGCCUUUCUUGUAAUGGUUUAUCUACCAAUCAAAGCCACUGGUCAACGCAAUCCUUAUCCACCAAGUCCUCCGCUUUACCUCUGAAAGGAAGAAUUGAACUUUUAAAAAGUAGCAGAGACUCUCUUUGCAACUCAAGCCAAGGUGGGUCUGAUUUAGACGAAACUGAGGAACACUUGAGUACAAAGCCUUUGGCUACCACAUUGCCAUCUCCAUACAGCUGGAUCACAGCUCCACGAAAACCCAGUGGCCACGCCAGCGAUACCACCAGUGUUCUUAGUGGGGAGUUGCCUCCGGCCAUGUGUAAAACAGCUUUACUUUAUAACAGGAGCAGUAUGGUCAGUAGCGGCUAUGAUAGCAUGCGUAGAGAGAGUGAAGCUACGAUCAGCAGCAGUUCAACACACAACUCCUUCAGUGAUCAGAGCUGCUCACCAGGUGCUGCUAAAGGAGCUAGAAGUACAAAGAAAAAGGCCAACUUAGGAUCCAGUCCAAGAGCCCUAUCCCAGGACAGCCUGCUGACACUAAAGAGGUCCGCCAGUGGACCCAAAAUGCAGUGGGCAGAUCGGGGACGUUCUGACUCUUAUGAAAUUAAGGUCUAUGAAAUAGAUCAUGUGGAUUCCAUACAAAAGAGAGCUGGGACAGGGAACAAGCGUAUAGUUCGCUUUAGCGCACAGCUAAAAUUCCUGGAGCAUCGACAACAGAGGAUUGCAGAGGUGAGACUGAAGUAUAAUCUUCUCAAGCGGGAGCUGGACCAUGCCAAGCAGCAUCUGAUGAUAGAUCCAGGAAAAUGGAGCCGUGAAUUUGACUUGUGGCAGACAUUCGAAGUAGACUCCCUGGAGCACUUGGAGGCUUUGGAGCAGGUUACCGAACGACUAGAGCGACAUGUUAACCUCUGUAAAGCGCAUGUAUUGAUGGUCACUUGCUUCGAUGAAAAACCUAAGCGCAAACAAAAGUCCCGGCAUCGACCACCUGUAGAUCAUAAAGGGUUUGUAGCAAUAUAGCAUGCCAUAAAAUGACCACUUUUGCCUGUUAUGCAAUACAGAUAUGUGUACAAAACCAUGCAAAAAUCAGUACCUUAUAUAUGCAAGCUUCCAUUGGUGCUAAUCAGGUCAUACUUAAUAUCCAGUUUGCUGUAUAGCAGAUACUUGAUACAUUGAGAGAGCUCAGCACAUUAGAUUGCAGGUUCACACCCGACGACAAAAUGGACGAAAACACCAAUUUGCGCAUUUUAAAAUAGAUUCAGACUGUUAACCCAAGUUUUGUAGUUAAUCUUGUGCAGUAAGGUUUCAAUAUUUUGCGCUGUAUUUCAAAGACACUGCCUUAAAGGAAUAGUUUAACCAAAAAUGAAAAUUCUGUCAUCGUUUACUCAUCCUCAUGUUGUAACAAACCUGUAAUAAUUUCUUUGUUCUGCUAAAAACAAAGGAACCAAUUUUGAGCAAUGUUUGUAACCAGACUAUUUUAGAGCACCAUUGAGGAGUAUUUUUUACUAUGGAAGUCAAUUGUGCUUCAUUACAAAUAUCAUCCUUUGUGUUCAGCAGGACAAAGAGGAAUAAAUGAUUACAGAAUUUUCAUUUUUCAUCUCUUAACAUUCUUAAGAUGCAUUAACAUUAAGAUUAACAACAUCGAAUGUACAUCACGCAAUGAGCAUGCAACCUGUUUUAAUAACUGCUUGUCCAUCUGUGACAAAAUGUUACCAUGAUUGAUGAAUGAGUUCAAUUCCUGAUCACUGCAGUUAACCAUUACUCUCAGAUGCUGAAGCGCAUGGACAUUUCGGUGACUACAAUGUGCAUGAAUAUUUAAUAAGGCAAGCACUUAUAAUUUAUGAUUAGGUGUCUGUUGUUAAACAACACGCUGUAAUAUUCUGGCAUGCAUUGUUUCACAAUGUAUAAUUUUAAGCAUCAUAACAAUUGUUAUGGUGACAGUACUACCUUUCAAAUGUACAAAUGUGAAACAUUGCUUCACCUGGGGUUUAAAGUGGUCUGAAUCUGGACCACAAUAUCAUGUGAUUAUGCAUAAUGUGAAAAACCUUAAUAAAAGUCCUCAGGCCUCGCCUUACUUUAGCAACAUUUAUUCUGUCAAUAUAUAAUAGUCACCUACAAGGUUGUAAAAAACUGUAAAAAGUCACUUUCAACACUCACUUAGUGUGUAUUGAGUUGCUCGAAGAGCGAAUAAUUUUAAAGUAAUUAAUUUUUUUUCUCAACCCUUGUGAUUUAAAAAAUAAACAUGUUGUUUACUUUACUGUGCUUUUUAUUAUAAGUUUAAGUGAUGUUCAAUAGCCAUUGUACUUAAUA
This is a messenger RNA of Paramisgurnus dabryanus, 7043 nucleotides long. It is a transcript of the gene kif26bb, whose product is annotated as kinesin family member 26Bb. Gene Ontology annotation, biological process: microtubule-based movement. Gene Ontology annotation, molecular function: microtubule binding; ATP binding; microtubule motor activity. The record is from RefSeq and is a predicted model, not a curated record. Lineage: Eukaryota; Metazoa; Chordata; Actinopteri; Cypriniformes; Cobitidae.